CACUGCUCAGAACCAACACCUCAGACGGAAUGUUGACAUGGGUGGUGGUAUGGUGUGUGUGGGCGUGGAUGGGCGUGAAGGCCGCCCACUUGACCUUGAUGCCACGGGAAAUAUUCCGUCCACACCGCAUAGUGGGCGGGGAGCCAGUGAAGCGAGGUGAGCUGCCGUGGCAAGUGUCACUGCAACUGAAUGGUCGACACUUCUGUGGAGGGACACUCAUCUCUGAUGCUUUCGUUGUUACCGCCGCCCAUUGUGCCAGGAAUAUCACGUUGAGUGAGUUGAGGGUCAUCACAGGAGCCUGGGACCUGAGGGAAGACAACAGAGAGUAUACUGUGAAGAGUGUCUCUCUGGCCCCCUACAACAUUAUCACCCUUACUAACGACAUUGCUUUAAUCAGAUUAGAUGUCGAAAGUACUGAUAUUGCUACCAGAGGAGGGACCGGCGGGGUGCCCAUCUCCCUGGAGACGCGGAAGGAGGUUGGUGUUGGACAGAGAUGUACCAUCUCAGGCUGGGGCAGACUGGCAGAGGAUGAUGCCCUACCCCACGUCCUCAUGGCUGCUGAUGUGACGGUGAAGAGUGACGCUGCCUGUCAAGAUAUAUAUUACCAUCGUAGUUUCUUCAUGGUGUAUCCAGCUAACUUGUGUGCCGGUGGGGACGACAAGGACGCCUGCCAGGGUGACUCUGGAGGCCCUCUAGUGUGCUGCACCAACUCCACCGAAGACCUGGCUUCCUGCAGACUGACAGGCAUCACCUCCUGGGUCGGCUGUGCCACAGAGGGAAUUCCAGGUGUUUACACAGAGGUGGCACACUACGUCGGCUGGCUGAGAAAGACCAUCAGUAAGGAAUAUGGCGAGGACGAGCUGAGGACACUCUCAUUCUUCGAAGAAGAUAAUGAAUAGACAGAUUAUAGAACUGAAUUGGAAGGAACAGUCUAUUAUCCUCAAAUACCAGUUAAAACAGUUAAUAAUAAAACAUAUUAAGCUGAAUAUGAUAGGAUUUACAUACAACAUAAUUCCACUGGUAAUCGUUUUAGAUAAAAUUAAAAAAUAAAUAAAACAUAAAUAUAGAAAAUUGAUGUCAGGCAGCCCUGACAUCCAUCAUUUACAAGAUUAGAACAAGAACCAGUAAUAUUGACCUAACACCCAAACAACGUAAAACGGUUGUUGCUACAAUGGUUCUGCUGCAUUAUAGGUUCACUGUAAAUUCUUGCAGCAAGUCUGGAGAUUUUUUUACAUAUAUGCGGGACCGCAGUCACACCGGAUGGUGUGUACAUGAUAAUAACACGAGUUAACACAGUAUCAGUAGUUAUAUGUGAAUAUUUACGUUUUGUUAUGGCAGUGUGGAUGAUAACAGCAGUACAAGUAUCAC
Cherax quadricarinatus is the source of this 1368-nucleotide messenger RNA. Its product is annotated as trypsin I-P1-like. The record is from RefSeq and is a predicted model, not a curated record. Gene Ontology annotation, molecular function: serine-type endopeptidase activity. NCBI's taxonomy places the organism in Eukaryota, Metazoa, Arthropoda, Malacostraca, Decapoda, Parastacidae. Gene Ontology annotation, biological process: proteolysis.